Molecule: messenger RNA, 1596 nt
Organism: Penicillium manginii
Lineage: Eukaryota; Fungi; Ascomycota; Eurotiomycetes; Eurotiales; Aspergillaceae
Exons: 4
Coding region: 1-1596 (531 amino acids)
Cellular component (GO): cell cortex of cell tip
Molecular function (GO): protein binding
Source: RefSeq, a predicted model, not a curated record
AUGGACGAUCGAUUAUAUUUCAUGGGCGGGAAUUACAGCACAGUUUCCUAUGAUGGACAAGUGAUCGAGCCCAGAACGAUGAAUCGCGGUACUAAGAAGGCAGGCUCGACCUUAUAUUAUAUGGAUCUCGACAGUCAAUUCCCCGUUGAGAGCACGAUUCCCCAGUCCGCACUUCAUACCAGUGCUAUCAGCUCUGACAUCAAUGUCGCUCAUCAAAUGACUGAAUACCCAGGAUCUAACGGCGCAAUGUGGAGAACGAAUGACAGUAUGUACUUUUUUGGUGGUGGAUUCGAUACCGCCAUCGACACAGUUUCAUUCUACAAUGUUUCAUCUGGCAAAUGGAAAGAGGUCGAGGUAAGCGGUGGAAAAUUCAACUUUGGGAAUCGGUCGACUGCGCAAUCUGUCAGUGUUCCAGAAUUGGGUCUUGGGUUCAUCUUUGGUGGGAGUGGUCCUUACAUGGAAGGCAUGAUACGAUUCGAUGCAUCCGAUCCGAACAAUCUGACAUGGACGAAUGAGACUCUCGAUCAUGGAUCUCACGGCUUCAAUGUGCCAAACCUAAACGCUGGCACUCUCCUCUAUAUUCCAGCCAGUACGGAGGGAAUGCUCAUCAGCUUUGGAGGAGGAAAUGUCACCGAGGGAUUGAGCCCUGAUUCAGGCUGGCCCUAUCCUGCUGAUUGGGAUGCUGUUUACAUAUACGACAUUGCUUCUCAUACAUGGUGGAUGCAAGAGACGUCCGGUAACAGCGACCUACCCGUUGACCUAGAUAUGUUCUGUGCUGUUGCUGCGGUGUCACCCGACCACAGCGCAUUCCAUAUCUCAGUCUACGGUGGAUGGAGCUUGACAGACCAGCGCGCGUAUGAAGAUGUUCGAAUUCUUUCGAUUCCAUCUUUCCAAUGGAUAGAAGCAACCGAACUAUCAAACAAGACCAAUACAGAGCAGCAAAUUAAUUCGACUAUUGGUCGCAGUUCUAUUGGCGAAUGCCAAUUGUUUCAGGGUACACAGAUGAUCGUCCUUGGAGGCGAUGUACGCGCUGGGGCAUAUUCGCUCACAGACGGAGCAUGCAGCAACGCGUUUGAACCUGUGCGCGUUUUGGAUCUCUCGACUUAUGAGUGGCAAAAAAGCCUCAAUACCAGUGCUAGCUAUGAGGUUCCAUCAAUCAUCUACAACAAGAUCGGCGGGGGACCUGCUGGAGGAGCGACGGUUACAGUGCCUGUCUCGGGCUUUGCAGACGCUACACUAGCUUCCUUGAUACAGAAACGUGUUCCCGGAUUCGAAAUAACAACAUCGUCUCAGUCAAAUACGUCUCAAACAGCCUUGUCUCAACCAUCAACCGAGAUUUCACAUGGUAGUAAUGCCGGUGCAAUUGCCGGUGGAGUGGUUGGCGGAGUGGCUGGAUUAGCGGUGGUUAUUGCCUUAGUUUGGUACAUUUUGCUUCGGCGUAAAAGGCGUCUCCAACUUGAAGACAGUCAAACGAACCCCGGGCCAUUCGCGGAGCCUUGUGAACUAUCAGCAGAGGCGCAUGCUGAACUGGCCUCGAAAUCGGAUAUGCAUGCUGAAAUGCCGGGUUCGAACAAACCAGUUGCUGAAUUGGCUUAA